Messenger RNA from Anisakis simplex (herring worm), 504 nucleotides. NCBI's taxonomy places the organism in Eukaryota, Metazoa, Nematoda, Chromadorea, Rhabditida, Anisakidae. The record is from the annotation of a GenBank genome assembly.
CGUGGUGGUUCUGGUAGCCAAUGGAAUGGGCCGCAGGGUCCUGUUACGAAUCGUUAUUCAUCUAAUGCAGGUAGUGUGGAUCGUUAUGGUUCUCCACAAAAACCUUCUCCUGUAUGCUCAUCGUCCGGCCCCGCUGGCUAUUAUAGUGGUGGUGGUGCUAGUGGUAACGGGAGCAACCAUCCUCAGAUAGCGCCUUACACCCCGAAUUGCCCUCCACCAUCGUUUCCAAGCAAUCCGCAGUCAGCGGCUCUCGUUUCGAAUUCGAUCACAUCGUCUGCGAUCACAUCGAGCACGCCAAUGAGAUCGGAUCACGCGCCUUUGAUUCAGAAUUCUCCGGCUGAUUUGAGCAGUACUAGUCCAGUGAUCACGGCGUUUGUUCGAGCACCACCGAUACCGCCCGUCUUCGAUACUCCCCCACAGCAACAGAGCGGUGGAAAUGGGGCAGCUGAUUAUGAUGCUCGAACGUCGGAGAAUCGAAAACAAAAUGAGGAUUGGCGAAGGUAG